Funneliformis geosporum is the source of this 1620-nucleotide messenger RNA. The record is from the annotation of a GenBank genome assembly. Lineage: Eukaryota; Fungi; Glomeromycota; Glomeromycetes; Glomerales; Glomeraceae.
AUGCCUAAAGAGAAAGAUAAUUUGCUAGGACCAAGUAAUAGUCAGGAUAAACAAACCCUACCAAUAAUGCAACGCCCUACUCCGCCUGAAAUACCUUGGGUCACUACGACAAACUUUCACAGCUUACCUACACCCGCUCCUUCACCACAACUCUUUCCGCCUGUAAAUGCUGAAGGAUUUCCACCUUCAGCUCAAGAGGAGUUUAGCCGAACAGUCAGAAUGGGGUUUCAGAACAUGGACAAUUUACAGAGACAACGUCUCCUUGCUGAACUUUUAAACACUUGCAAUACUGAACAACUUGUUUUCGUGUCUAAUUAUAUAUCACCACGUUUGAAACGUGACUUUCUUAAGGACCUUCCAAUAGAACUUAGCCUGCAUAUUUUAUCAUUUAUAAAUGAUCCAAAAACACUUUCGAGAGCAUCAAGUGUUUCUAAAUUCUGGCGGUCUUUGUUAAAUGACGAGUUCACUUGGAAAAAUCUCUGUGUACGCCAUCAUUUUAGAAGACGAAGUUCUGCUGCACCCGAGUUACCACCCUCCCCAACAAGUGAAACUUCCUCUUCUGGAAACAACAAAUUUUCGUACAAAGAUCAUUUUCGAAGGCGAUAUAUUGUUGAAUCUAAUUGGAAACAUGGGGGGAGAACUCUUAUUACACAUAUAAGUCCUGAUAUUGGAGUUGUUACAUCAUUGCAAAUGUGUCAAAAUUAUAUAAUUGUGGGAAUGGAUAAUAAAAAAAUUCACAUAUUUGACGUAUCUGAUGGAAAAUACAUAAAGACUUUAUCAGGUCAUGAAGGAGGUGUAUGGGCAUUGCAAUAUAUUGACGAAGUGUUAGUCUCUGGAGGAGAAGUACGAGUUUGGGAUAUCGAUACAGCUGAAUGCAAACAUAUUCUUCAUGGUCAUACAUCAACCGUGCGCUCAUUAAAAAUGAAAGACAAGACAAUUGCUGUUAGCGGUUCUCGUGAUGCAACCCUGCGUGUUUGGAAUAUUAAAGAAGGUCGAUUGCUUCACUCGCUUGCUGGACAUCAAGCGAGUGUGCGAUGCAUGGAAAUAUGCGGAGAUAUCAUUGUUUCUGGAAGUUACGACUGCACGGCUCGUGUAAAUAUGGUUUGGGAUAUCGUAACCGGUGAAUGUUUACAUGUCCUUCAAGGACACUAUUCACAGAUUUAUUCCAUAGCUUUUGAUGGAGAAAAGAUCGUCACUGGAUCUCUUGAUUCUACUGCACGUGUUUGGUCACGUCAAACAGGUUUUUGUCUAGGAGUUUUACAAGGACAUACAUCACUUGUUGGGCAAUUACAAUUUUAUGAAUCAAUACUUGUCACCGGGGGUAGUGAUGGAGCAAUUCGAAUUUGGGAUUUAGAUACAAACCGUUGUGUUAAGCAUAUUGCAGCUCACGAUAAUUCAGUUACAUGUUUACAAUUUGACAAAAAACGGAUUGUUUCGGGUGGUAAUGAUGGACAUGUCAAAUUAUGGGAUCUUGAAACUGGUGACUUUAUUAGAGAAAUGACAACUGCAGGGAAUGCUGUUUGGCGAUUGGCAUUCCAAGAAACAAAAGCUGUUGUUUUAUUACAAAGGGAAGGAAAAACUGUAAUGGAAGUUUUAGAUUUCGAUGCACAGAAAUCAUAA